Molecule: messenger RNA, 1014 nt
Organism: Cicer arietinum (chickpea)
Lineage: Eukaryota; Viridiplantae; Streptophyta; Magnoliopsida; Fabales; Fabaceae
Product: FAD-linked sulfhydryl oxidase ERV1-like
Cellular component (GO): mitochondrion
Molecular function (GO): flavin-dependent sulfhydryl oxidase activity; flavin adenine dinucleotide binding
Source: RefSeq, a predicted model, not a curated record
UACAAAAUUUAUAAGAGAUUAAUACACUCACUUCUAUCGUCUCCAUUGCAUUUUACUCUUUCAUUCAAAACUCCAAAACCAUCCUAUCCUGACUUUGCCCGGCACCGUCCACCUUCCGGCAACCCGGCACCGUCCUUCCUUCUUUCUCAAUCAUUUAGUUCUGAUAACAUGUCUGAGAAUCCAGUACAGGUCUUAUUUCAUAACUUUGAGCAAGUCGCAAAUUUUGUUCAACAUCAUGUAUCUAACUUUAUAGGCCAUCUCAACUCAUCAGGACCUUUUGGUAGAGGCUCUUUGAAUGUCUCCAUCAAAGCACCGUUUGUUGAAACCACAUCUUCUGUACAACCUCGUGAUCCCAUUCUCAAGGGUAAGUCCUCUACCCCGGUGACUAAAGAAGAGCUUGGAAGGGCUACAUGGACUUUUCUUCACACUCUUGCUGCUCAGUAUCCAGAUAAUCCUACAAGACAACAGAAGAAGGAUGUAAAAGAACUGGUACAGAUCUUGUCUCGAAUGUACCCUUGCAAAGAAUGUGCAGAUCACUUUAAAGAAGUUCUUAGAUCAAAUCCUGUACAGGCCGGGUCACAUGCUGAAUUUUCUCAGUGGCUGUGUCAUGUGCAUAAUGUUGUCAAUAGAAGCAUUGGCAAACCAGUAUUUCACUGUGAACGAGUUGAUGCAAGGUGGGGAAAACUUGAGUGUGAGCAGAAAGCAUGUGAAAUUAUUGGUACUACAUCAAUUUUUGGGAACAUAUAAAGAAUUACUACUAAUAGAUACUUGUACCAUACAAGCUAUGUAUCGAAUUGGAGCUGUUUAAGAAAUCUUUUAUGAUACACCUUGAUUGUUAUCUAGUGACUUAGCACCAUAGUGUGUAGGUAAGUUAUACAGAAAUUGGAUUUCCUGCAAUCAGCAGGUACACACAUUCAUGCAGUCAAAGUAUCGGCUGCACAUGGGAUUAAGAUAAGACAAUUUAAAUAUGCACCAUCCAAUAUUAAUUAAACGUCUACUGAUAUUUUGAAUGCA